AUGGCGGAUGUGGUCGGAACGAUGGCGAAUGUUUCAUAUGGUGUCACUGUACCUGAUGGUACACCGAUUCAACAGAACAGUACCAUUUCUCAGGACUACGAUGCUGAGGGUGCCAUGAAAUUCACCGUGGCUGUAGUAACCAUGUACAGUGUUGGAAUGGUUGGAGUGUUGGUGAUGGGACUUCGACACAAGAAGAAAUCGAAUGCCGACGUUGAUAAAGAAGUUGAUUAUUUCAUGAAAGAUAUCAAUAAAGUCCGAGUUCGUCUGGAGAAAAAAGGCCGUUUAGAUUCCAUAAAUAAACUUCUUACCUCGAUAAAUAUAGAACAGCGAGAGAAAACCAUAAGUGUUGUCGGAUCAGGGAUGUUACCAUUUAUGGCUUUGCCAGUGUUUAUGAGUGACUGUUCUGGGCAACCAGAAGUGACGAAACCGCAGACCGUUGACUCUGACAUGGAUACUGACGACGGAGCCAGUAGCACUGACCUUGAUAAUUCUAUGAAUGGCGCACCUGGUUGGUAUCGUCGACAGGAAUCGUGUCUAACCGAGAAUACCAUUUUGGAAUUAGAUGAAAACGACAAUAAGGAUCUAGACGAGGAAGAUUCUUUGUUAAAGUCAAACUGUAUAGAGCUCAAAGAAUUUAGCACAAAAUGCUGA
Molecule: messenger RNA, 651 nt
Organism: Ylistrum balloti
Lineage: Eukaryota; Metazoa; Mollusca; Bivalvia; Pectinida; Pectinidae
Exons: 1
Coding region: 1-651 (216 amino acids)
Source: RefSeq, a predicted model, not a curated record